AUGCCAGACGUGGAAUUAAAACCUUCGGAAAUAUAUUAUCUGCACGACUCAAUAGACUGUCGUUUUCAAGACGGGACGCAUAUAUUAGAUACAUUCAGGGAAUUACUGUAUAAGACAAUAAACCCAUCCCUGAUUCGAAAGAUUGCUGUGCAUAACACAAAUGGAAAAUGGCGAGCAUACGCCGGGAAUAGAAGACUAUACAUUUUUAGAAGGCUGGAACGUCUAGGAGUUGUUGACUAUAUAACAGCAUGGCAGGUAUGGAGAGUGGACCCAGACGCCUGGAGGAAAAGGGAGACUACUCAGAAUGGAGGAACAUCAGUGCAAAUACGUAACGACCCUCAGUUCAACGCAAAGAUCAAUCGCAUCAUAAAUGAAUGGAGGACUUCCACGAGACAGGUUGCUCCACGUGCACCAAUCCAGAACCUAGAUAGGAACAUAGAGAUGGACAAUGUCCCUACCAAUGUCCAUACAAUGGCAGCCACCGACAAAUGGACUAACACUAACGAGCACAUUGCAGAAAGUAGUGAUUACGACAUUCCCAGACACCAUUAUAAGACCAUCGUGAAGUGCAAUUGUUACGAAAAUACUUGUUCGUUAUGGCUUCGUCCACAAGCUGCCACACAGGAACCAAUCCAGAGGCCAGAUCACAUCACUUUACAGGUCAAUGCUCCUGACAACGCAUAUAAUACAAUAGAUGGAAACACCUACGUGCUGAUGCUUAUGUAA
Saccoglossus kowalevskii is the source of this 726-nucleotide messenger RNA. RefSeq lists its product as uncharacterized. The record is from RefSeq and is a predicted model, not a curated record. Lineage: Eukaryota; Metazoa; Hemichordata; Enteropneusta; Harrimaniidae.